This is a messenger RNA of Phytophthora sojae, 1689 nucleotides long. RefSeq lists its product as hypothetical. The transcript is spliced from 2 exons. The coding region runs from base 1 to 1689 and encodes 562 amino acids. Lineage: Eukaryota; Oomycota; Peronosporomycetes; Peronosporales; Peronosporaceae. Gene Ontology annotation, cellular component: outer dynein arm. The record is from RefSeq and is a predicted model, not a curated record. Gene Ontology annotation, biological process: cilium movement; outer dynein arm assembly. Gene Ontology annotation, molecular function: dynein light chain binding; dynein heavy chain binding.
AUGGAGCUCGCGUACCUGUACACGAAGCAGAGAGAAAGCUUUGGGCGCUACUGCGACUUCCGCAACGUGGACGCCAAGGUGCUGGAGAGCAUUCCGUGCACGGACGCGCUGGAGAAUGACUACGUACGGCGGAGACCGAUGGUCACCCGGCUUGACACAACGCCGCACAUGUCCGAGCACGAAGUUAAUACGGAGAGGCUAGUGACUAAGCACAGCAGCAUGCGUCACGUGGAAGGCGGCUGGCCCAAGGAUGUUGAUCCGGCCGAGCAAAGCGACGUGCAGCGAUUCCGAAAGAAAGCCGAGAAAGAUGAUGACUACAAACAGGCAGUCAAGUGCCUUGGACCCGUGGUAGACCGCGCACUCAAGCAGAACAACACAAUCAACAUCUACCAGGACUACUUUGCGCACAUGGGCGAGGCCGCCACGACAGAACAGCCCAGUGCAAAGGGCCUUGCAGUCUUUCGUGAUCCAGAGCCCGAUCCCAAGUUUGCGUCGGCGCGGUUGCCGGCAAACUCGUACAUUUGGGAUGUGGUGAACCCGAACACCCCCGAGACGACACUCAAGCCAGCGUCUCCACUCGUGUGCAUGCGCUACAACCCAAAGUCCGUUGACCAACUCGUCGCUGGAUCGUACAAUGGCCUCAUCUCGUUCUUUGAUCUGCGCAAGUCCGGCGCCGCACCGGCGGAGACGUCAAUCAUUGAGCACUCACACCAUGACCCAGUGUACGACGUCUUCUGGAUCUCAAGCAAGACGGGCAACCAGUGCUGCUCCGUCUCGACGGACGGCUGGAUGCUCUGGUGGGAUAUUCGUCACCUUGCGCAGCCUACACACAAGCUGCUUCUAACCGACAAGGACGGUCUAGCCUUCGGUGGGUCGUCCAUGGAAUACAACACGGAGGCUGGCCCCACCAAGUACCUUGUGGGCACGGAGCAGGGCGCUGUCUUGAGCGUGAAUCUGCGUAACGCGAAGCAGAACAACGGAAUCACCCUUUACGACACUGGAGCCGGCAAGCACCACGGGCCCGUGUGCGCCAUCCAGCGCAAUCCGACGCACAACAAGUUCUUCCUCACGAUCGGCGACUGGACAGCUCGCCUGUGGUGCGAGGAUCUCAAGACCCCCAUCAUGAGCACGAUCUACCACGACUCGUACGUGACAGCAGGCUGCUGGUCGCCCACGCGCGCCGGUGUCUUCUUCGUCACUCGCAUGGAUGGAGUCGUGGACAUCUGGGACUUCUUCUACCGCCAGAACGAGGUGGCGUACUCGCACAAGGUCGGGGAUGUGGCUCUCUCGUCCGUGAGCGUGCAGGGCAACGCUGGCUCCGGCGGGAAGCUGGUCGCUGUUGGCGACUGUAAUGGCAUGAUCUCUCUCAUGGAGCUCUCGGACGGCCUCGCAGCCUCGCAGCCCAAUGAGAAGGCGGCCAUCAACGGCAUGUUCGAGCGCGAGACAAAGCGGGAGAAGAACCUGGAGGCCAAGGAGAAGGAGCUGCGUCGCAAGAAGGCCACGAUGGAGGAAGGGGCCGCGGACGACCGCGGUGGCAGCCUCAAGGACGACAAGAUGGAGGAGCUGCUGCGCACGGUGGACGCCAACUUCCUGGGCAUGAUCAAGGAAGCCGAGGACUCGGAGAACAAGAACAUGGAGCACAAGGGCGGCGACGCGCUGGGCGGCAAGGGCGAUGAGGAUAAUCAGUAG